UAUUGGCCUCCAGAAAGUAUCCCAUGAUUCUCAUGCUGCUGCUCUGGUCAGCGGUUUGAACUCUGCUGCCCUGCAGCCAAUUUGCCCCUCCCUCUUGCAUGCCCUGGGAUUUUAACAUCUCAUUUCCUGUUUGCUGGCUUCCCAGAUGAGCUUCCCAGGUGAGCAUGGCUGGCUGUUGCACCAAACGCACUCCCACUUGGACCACCACUGAGUUGUUGGAUCUGAUCAGUAUAUGGGGAAAAGAGUCUGUUCAGUCGCAGCUGUGAGUGACUCAUAGGAAUUGGGACACAUGGGCAGAUUUCUCGGGGCUCGUGUGAAAAGGGCUAUGACCGGGGGACACAUCAGUGUAGAGCGAAGAUAAAGGAGCUGAGGCAGGCGUGCCAUAAGGCACGGGAGGCAAACCAUCGCUCCGGUGGUCACCUAAGACCCGCCACUUCUGUAAGGAGCUGAAUGCUAUCCUCAGUGGUGACCCCACCUCCACUGCCGAUUGCCCCAUGGAUACUUUGCGUGCAGCUGACAGAGGGGGUAACCCGGAAGCUGAAAUUGUGGAUGAAGAAGUUGAGCUAGAAGAGGAUGUGGUGCUCCCAGUGGGGCAGGCAGCCAGGAACUUUUCUCCACUCCAGAAAUGCUCAACGGGGAGCAGGAAGCAGAUGACGCCAGGCUAGUCAAGACUCUUUUAGAAUAGAGUAUGAUACCUUUGGUGAACUAAAGGUCCCAAAUGACAAGUAUUACGGUGCCCAAACUGUGAGAUCUACAAUGAACUUUAAGAUAGGUGGUGGUAGCGAGAGGAUGCCAGUUCAAGUUAUAAGAGCUUUUGGCAUCUUGAAACGAGCAGCUGCUGAAGUAAAUCAGGAUUAUGGUCUUGAUCCGAAGAUUGCUAAUGCCAUUAUAAAGGCAGCAGAUGAGGUAUCUGAAGGUAAAUUAAAUGAUCACUUUCCUUUGGUGGUGUGGCAAACUGGAUCUGGAACACAGACCAACAUGAAUGUAAACGAAGUCAUAAGCAAUAGAGCCAUUGAAAUAAUGGGAGGUAAACUUGGAAGCAAGGAUCCAGUGCAUCCUAAUGAUCAUGUUAAUAAAAGCCAGAGUUCAAAUGAUACGUUCCCAACCGCAAUGCAUAUUGCUGCUGCACAAGAAGUUAAUGAAGUGUUGUUACCUGGACUACAGAAGCUACAAGAUGCACUUGAAGCAAAAUCCAAAGAAUUUUCCCAGAUCAUAAAAAUAGGGCGCACUCAUACACAGGAUGCUGUUCCACUUACUCUUGGACAGGAAUUCAGUGCUUAUGUGCAACAAAUUAAAUAUGGUGUGGCUAGGAUUAAAUCAGCCAUGCCAAGAGUCUAUGAGCUGGCAGCUGGUGGCACUGCAGUUGGUACAGGAUUAAAUACCAGGAUUGGUUUUGCUGAGAAAGUUGCUGCUAAAGUGUCUUCACUGACAGGCUUGCCUUUCAUCACUGCUCCAAAUAAAUUUGAAGCUCUUGCUGCUCACGAUGCUCUAGUUGAACUCAGUGGGGCAAUGAACACUGUGGCUUGCAGUCUGAUGAAGAUAGCUAAUGAUAUUCGUUUCUUGGGUUCUGGACCACGGUCUGGUCUAGGGGAACUCAUCCUGCCUGAAAAUGAACCUGGAAGCAGCAUCAUGCCAGGAAAAGUAAACCCUACCCAGUGUGAGGCUGUAAGCAUGGUGGCAGCUCAAGUGAUGGGAAAUCAUGUUGCUGUUACAGUGGGAGGCAGCAAUGGACAUUUUGAAUUGAAUGUUUUCAAGCCCAUGAUUAUUAAAAAUGUAUUAAACUCUGCAAGGCUCCUUGGAGAUGUCUCUGUUUCCUUCACUGACAACUGUGUGGUCGGAAUCCAAGCCAACACGGAGAGGAUCAACAAACUAAUGAACGAAUCUUUGAUGUUGGUGACGGCGCUUAAUCCCCACAUAGGAUAUGACAAGGCAGCCAAGAUUGCCAAAACAGCACACAAAGAAGGGACAACACUAAAAGAAGCAGCUAUUAAGCUUGGAUUCCUUACAUCAGAACAAUUUGAUCAGUGGGUGAAGCCUAAAGAUAUGCUAGGUCCCCAGUAAUUUUAACAAGUGUACUUAACAGGAAAAAAAUUAAAUUGUAUAAAACAAGAUAUUUUGCAGCUCACUUUGUUUUUCAUGGCCACUUUAUCAUGACUGAUGUGCUUUUCCAUAUGGGUCAUAAGGUUAUAUUAGGAAAUUGUUCUAAUAUAAUAAAUAUAUGCAAAUAUAAUAAAUAUUCCAAAAAGAUUGAUCCAUCCAACUGCAUCUCAUUGCUAGAGAUACCUCAUUAUUUAUGUAGUUAGGAUGCAUGUCCUCAAAAAUAAUUGUAUACUUGAAAGGAUGGUGCUACCAGAGCAAUAUCUAUACAAUUAACUCCAUGUAAUAAAAGACAAUGUGUCUUUUAUUAUUGAAACAAAACAUAAAGAAAUACUGUAAAUUACUUCCUUUAUAAAUCAUUUGAUUAGCUAGUUUAAAGUAUAGGAGCCUUCCAGUACUGGAUUGCCUGCUUUAAACCAAAAGGCAAGAUUUGUUCAAGAAUAAAGAUGAAUGACUAAUUUGA
Messenger RNA from Gopherus evgoodei (Goodes thornscrub tortoise), 2560 nucleotides. It is a transcript of the gene FH, whose product is annotated as fumarate hydratase. Gene Ontology annotation, biological process: tricarboxylic acid cycle; malate metabolic process; fumarate metabolic process. Lineage: Eukaryota; Metazoa; Chordata; Testudines; Testudinidae. The transcript is spliced from 10 exons. The coding region runs from base 757 to 2061 and encodes 434 amino acids. Gene Ontology annotation, cellular component: mitochondrion; tricarboxylic acid cycle heteromeric enzyme complex. The record is from RefSeq and is a predicted model, not a curated record. Gene Ontology annotation, molecular function: fumarate hydratase activity.